GGGAGGACAUAACGCAAGUAAGGAUGUGGGAAGACUGGAACAGAGAACACUCAACUGUACUAGGGGAGGAUUUUCAUGGCACGUGUACAGCCGUGUGCAUGAAAUGAAUAAGACGUUGUCCACGAGGCAUUCUUUUGUGGAAUACAACUACGCUGAGUGGUGGCAGGUUGACAAAACACUGUGACAGCUUACUGAAGCCGGGUGUUGGCAGACAGGUAAAAGUGUGAUCCAGUUCCAAUCCACUACAAGCAAACACUAGUGUGAACUAAAUCCAGUUUCGGUGACAAGCGACACUGAAAAGGUGUGUGGAAUACAACUACGCUGAGUGGUGGCGGGUUGACAAAACACUGUGACAGCUUACUGAAGCCAGGUGUUGGCAGACAGGUCAAAGUGUGAUCCAAUUCCAAUCCACUACAACCAAACACUAGUGUGAACUACAUCCAGCUUCGGUGACCAGGCUCGAGGCACAAGCAGGACGACCACAUAGUUGAGUACCAUAGUGAAGUUUGCAAGGACUCGUCAGAUGGAGCACCUCUCUUUCCCGCCGCUGACCCGCUUCGCCGUGUGCGGCGGCACCCACGGCAACGAGAUGACCGGGGUGCACGUGGUGCGACAAAUGAAGAAAAAUAAGGUGGAUAAAGUCGGGCACGCGUCUGUAAUGACGGUGCUUUCGAAUCCUGAGGCUGUGAAAGAAUGUAGACGGUACAUAGAAAAAGAUCUCAAUCGUUGCUUCACAUAUGCUAUGCUGAGUGCACCCUUAGGGCCCUCAUCGACUCACGAGAUGAAGCGAGCUAAGGAGCUGAACGCUCUGCUUGGGCCCAAAGGGAGCCCAGAAGCCGUGGACUUGUUAUGUGACCUCCACAACACCACCUCCAACAUGGGCCCCUGCUUCAUUUUGUCCAACCAAGACUGGAUCGUCAUGCACAUUUGUAAAUACGUACAGAGUAAAGCCUUGAAUUGGCCCGUGGCAUUAAUCAAGAUGGGUGAAGAUGAAUCUCAGACCUACUCACUUGAUACUGUAGGCAAACAUGGCUUCUCGUUAGAAGUCGGCCCUCAACCCACUGGGGUAGUCAGAGCUGACAUCUACAACAUGGUGAAGGAAAUAUUGGAACUCAUCUUUGAAUGGCUACAAAAGUUCAAUUCAGGAUGUAUUUUUGAAGGCGGCCAGUUGGAGGCAUUCAAAUGGACCAAGACCAUCGACUACCCGAGAGAUCCCUCUACCAACGAGAUCACAGCUGCUAUUCAUCCCCAGCUACAAGACAACGACUUCAAACUCCUCCAGCCUGGGGAUCCCAUUUUCCUGACGUUUACCGGGGAGACCGUCACGCACCAGGGAGAGGCGGCCUACCCGUUUUUUGUGAAUGAAUGUGCCUACUACGAGAAGAAGAUUGCCUUCCACUUAGCUGAGAAGAUCAGCAUCAGCAUCCCGUCCAUCAGUAUGGACAAAAGCAUAAGAAUCAAUAAAAAAAACAUUUGAAAUUGUUA
Molecule: messenger RNA, 1485 nt
Organism: Nerophis ophidion (straightnose pipefish)
Lineage: Eukaryota; Metazoa; Chordata; Actinopteri; Syngnathiformes; Syngnathidae
Product: N-acyl-aromatic-L-amino acid amidohydrolase (carboxylate-forming) B-like
Exons: 10
Coding region: 524-1477 (317 amino acids)
Molecular function (GO): aminoacylase activity; hydrolase activity, acting on ester bonds
Source: RefSeq, a predicted model, not a curated record